Messenger RNA from Umbelopsis ramanniana AG, 2426 nucleotides. RefSeq lists its product as uncharacterized. Gene Ontology annotation, biological process: chloride transmembrane transport. Gene Ontology annotation, cellular component: cortical endoplasmic reticulum. NCBI's taxonomy places the organism in Eukaryota, Fungi, Mucoromycota, Umbelopsidomycetes, Umbelopsidales, Umbelopsidaceae. The coding region runs from base 137 to 2326 and encodes 729 amino acids. Gene Ontology annotation, molecular function: chloride channel activity. The transcript is spliced from 8 exons. The record is from RefSeq and is a predicted model, not a curated record.
CUGAGAUUGGAAAAUUUCCCAAUAAAACCAAAACGUCGAUCUGGAAAAAUCACCGCCUUCAGACCAGAAAGGAAAAAAACAUGAGGUCAAACAAAAAAGCCAGCCGCUUAAACGUUCGUUCUCUCUCCAUUUGCUAAUGGCGGAUCAAGGGUUAGUCAACACUGGCAAGUUUUCACACUUGUUCCCUACAAGUUCUAAGCAGUACACCUCUGGUAUCUCCAACACCGUCGUCGACUAUGUUAUUCUCUUUCGAUACCCGACGGCGCCUAAGAAAGGAAUGACCAGAGAGUCAUUAGCAACCUCUGUAUCCAACGGCUUUCAAGAACUAAGCGCCAAGCUUUUAAACUCCAACCUGAUGUAUCAGGUUAGGGAAGGAACUGAACCUGAUACGAUUUUGGUGUUCGUUUAUUGUCCUUGGCCGGUGUUGAAGAAGCACUUGUAUCAGUCACGAUUACACGAUUUUCUGAUUGGUGUUCGCGUCAAUACGCUGGACGAUCAUGAGCAUGAGAACGAGGAAGCACUAGAUGCCGGUCACAAACUCACCGAGGCUGAACGUCUUCGUCUCGUAUACGAGAUCAUCACUUCGCCUGCCAAUGAAGGAGGUGCUAAUAUCUCUCCAGAAGUGGAUAAGUAUGUUGAGAGCAUAUUCCCACUUCAUAACGAUGAGCUCAACAAGAAAUGGAUUGAAUCUUGGAGCCACAAGUGGUUCAUUCAAGAAGACGACUUGCAGCUGAUUCGCGACCAUUUUGGAGAAAAGUUGGCAUUUUAUUUUGCUUUUUUGCAAAACUACUUGCUAUGGCUGUCCGUGCCCGCAGCGAUGGGCAUCGUCGCACAUUUUGUGCUGAAGAAUACAUUCAACAUCGUAUACGGUGCUUUGGUCAUGUUGUGGAGUGUGGUUUAUCUCGAAGUCUGGCAACGCAAAGAGCGUAAUCUGGCUGUCAAAUGGGGCGUUCGCAACUACUCCAAACAUGAUAAACAGCAUUCUGGAUUCACUGGCGAGAAGAUGGUCACAGAUGAGAUCACGGGUGAAUUGGUCCCUUACUGCCCUCCCUGGAAACUGUUUAUACGUCGCGCUGUCACUGUCCCAGGUGUCGCUAUCGCUGCUGCUGGCCUCAGUCUUGUCGUGGGCUUUGUUUUCGCAGUGGAGGUGUUCUUGCAUGAAUAUUACAAUGGUCCCUUUCACAGAUUUUUGCAUUACGCACCCACCAUAGGAUAUGUCCUGCUUAUUCCUACCAUGUCUGGCUUCUACACCAAGUGGGUCAAAGCGUUGAAUGACUGGGAAAAUCAUAAGACAGAGGCCAGCUGGGAGUAUAGCUACACUCAAAAAAUCUUUGUUGCCAACUUCUUGGUCGGAUAUUUGUCUUUGUUCAUCACAGCCUGGGUAUACAUUCCAUUCGGGGACCACCUUUUGCCGUACUUGGAUGUUUUCAAUAUUCAACAUAACCAUCAGAAAGUAGGAACUGAACGACUCAAGGCACAACUUAUCUAUUUCAUUAUUACUGGUCAGGUUGUUGGGUUUUUCACGGAAAUGAUUCUUCCCCGCAUCAUGGCUAUCGUGCAACCCAAAAUCAUGUCCAUCUUGAAGCGAGGUAAUGGAAAUGGACGACGUUCGUCUGGUACAAAGGCGGGGGAUCCAAAUAGCAAGGAUCUAGACACCGCACCAAAAAUGACAGAAGCUGAAGGGGCCUUCAUGCAAAAGGUCAACAAAGAAGUUGCCAUGGAAGAGUAUAAUAUCUACACUGAUUAUGUUGAGAUGGUGAUACAGUUCGGCUACGUUAGCGUUUUCUCGACCGUAUGGCCCUUGACGGCCUUGUGCUGUUUCAUCAACAAUAUCAUUGAAUUAAGAGGUGACGCUAUCAAGGUUUGCAAAUAUACAAGGCGACCGAUCCCUCGGAGAGCAGAAAGUAUUGGACCAUGGUUAGGAAAUAUGCAAACACUGGUGUGGCUCUCAUCCAUCACAACAGCAUCGUUUGCGUAUCUCUUUAGAUCGUCAACGGACACACAUUCACCCUGGACUCCCAUUUUCACUAUCAUGGCCAUUAUGGCCAAUGAACAUAUCUAUGUUUUUAUUCGAUUUAUUGUCCGCUAUGCGAUCACAUUGGUACCCACCUGGGCCGACACUGUGGCGCGACAGGAGGAGUUUAAGCUGAAGAAGAGAUGGCUUGAUAGAACCGCUGCCAACGAAGAUGAAUACGUUGCAAAGGAAAUUGGAGAGAAGCAACAAGAAGUUGGAGAGCACGAGUCGUUUUGGAUGGAGCAUAAACAACCUGAACUGGAGGUGGAGUCAGCGAUAAGCACCAUCCAAGCAUCGUUCAAGAAUGACUGAAGAGUGAUGAUGACGAUCACGGGCGCGCGCAGAAUGCGCCGGCUGGAACUCCGCAAGUCGGGAAAAGGCAAUUUUGUCUCUUUGGUGUGCUUAUGUGGCA